Erythranthe guttata (spotted monkey flower) is the source of this 990-nucleotide messenger RNA. The record is from RefSeq and is a predicted model, not a curated record. Lineage: Eukaryota; Viridiplantae; Streptophyta; Magnoliopsida; Lamiales; Phrymaceae.
AUGGAGAUGAUCUUCAUUGAUGAACAAGGCGACACAGUGCAAGCUUCCAUUAAGUAUACAUUGUUAUACAGAUUUGAGUCUAAGAUCAAAGUGAACAGAUGUUAUGUAAUGUCAAAUCUAUCCGCUUUUUUUAGUGUCAAGACCUACAAGUAUGUCAUGAAUGAUUAUAGAGUCACUUUUGAAUAUACAUCCACUGUGAGAGAAGUUGACAUUCCGUCCAUUCCAAUGUAUUCAUUUAAGUUCACAUCUUACGCAGAUAUACAACAAGCGUCAAACAACAAUGAGUAUACGAUAGGUUCAUUGAAUCAUGUAUCGGGUGGAACAAAACAAAACAUUCCAUUUGAACUUGAAGAUAUUGAUGGUUCGAAGGUCAACUGUUUGUUGUGGGGAAAGUUUGCUGAAUACAUACUUCAACGAAUUCAAGAUAUUGGUGUAGGGCCGUAUAUUGUUGUGAUACAAUUUGCAACGACUAAGAUAAAGAAUGGUGAAGUUCAGGUAUCUAACCAUUGGUAUUCAUCACGUGAGCUUAUAAAUGAGGAUAUACCUGCAAUUAAUGAGUUCAAAUCGAGUCUCAUUCGAAGUAAACCAAAUAGUGGUCAAGUGAUAAGUCAAAAAUCGUCGCAGUCUUACACGAUGGAAGAUGAUUUCAUACGUAAGACUGCCAGAAAAAAAUUGGACGAAUUGAGUGACACAAAUGAGCCUGGCAAAUAUGUUGUAUUGGCCACUAUUAAGGGUCUUGUGAAAACAUUAAAGUGGUGGUACAAUGGUUGCAUGAAGUGUAAUAGAUGUGCUAGACAUGAUUCAAAAAUGUGGUAUUGUCACGUUUGCAUAGCUCAUUGGCCUACUGCGAAGCCAACUUAUAAAGUUGAAGUCAUUAUCAUGGACGAUACAAAUUUAGCUUCGAUGAUUGUAUUUGGGAAAGAAGCUGAAAGGAUGCUAGAUAUUUCUGUAGAAACAUUAAUUCAAACAAUCCGAAACAGGGUAUAUUGA